Molecule: messenger RNA, 3679 nt
Organism: Thecamonas trahens ATCC 50062
Lineage: Eukaryota; Apusomonadida; Apusomonadidae
Exons: 2
Coding region: 1-3573 (1190 amino acids)
Biological process (GO): mRNA catabolic process
Cellular component (GO): cytosol; nucleus
Molecular function (GO): nuclease activity; RNA binding
Source: RefSeq, a predicted model, not a curated record
AUGGCGGCAGCCUCUAGCAGUGGUGACGGCCAGGAGGGCGUCGGCCACAACGUCGCCGACUCACACAACUCGCUUGGUGCGGCACGGCUUGCUCCUCACCAGACGAGCCGACUCGGUCACCGGUGGUCUGAUGCUGCUCGGCAAGACGGAGUCGGGGGAAAAUCCCAUUCGCUGGAAUUGCCGCUGCCAGACGACGACAACUCGCUGGGAGGCAAGGUGGACCGGUCUGCUGGCCAUGGUCAGCACGACGGGAGGAGCCUGCUGUCCGGCGCGGGCGAUGGGGCACUCUCGACGUCGGCCUUGGCGACACAUGAUGGCGGACAGAUGCAUGGCGGACGGAACGCGAGUCAGGGCCAGGACGAGAGCGGGAGGAGGAGGAGAGAGCUCUCGCCGGUGGUUCCGGCUCCGGUGCGGACCCAUGACGAAGCGCUCUCUGUCGUCGACGCUGACGAGGUCGACGCCAUCCUGGCCUCCAUCCGGGCCAAUCGCCGCCGGCGCAAGGAGGAGCACGACACGCUCUAUGCGCGGCUGGAGAAGCACAAAGAGGCGCUGAAGCGGCAGCUGGCCGAGGCCCACGCCGCCGCCACCGACUUUCCGCCGCUCGCAGACUCGGCGUCGUUUGCAGAGCUGGCACCGGCUGCCACGCCACCGCGGUCCACGGGCCUUCCCGAGCCUCGUGCCGGUACUACAGCAACCGAGCCGGAUGCGCCGGCACCGCUUGCCGACACCUCGCGCUUCUCAAUGGCCUCGUUUAGCGAGCUCGGCUCAUCGCGGGUGAGCCAAGACGAGUAUGUGCGCGAGCUGGAGGCCCGCCGCGCCGAGCGCAAGCGCAUCCUGGCCCGCACGCUUCAGGCCGCCAGCGAGCCGGCGCCGGCGCCGGCGCCCGCAACUGCCAUGGCUGCUUCUCUCGGCGGUUUCGUUCUCGCUGUCCCUUCGGGUGACACCCUUGUGAUCUCGGCCAAGGUGCCCAAGGGCAUCCCGCCGCGCAAGAAGAUCAAGCUGUCCAACGUGACGGCGCCGCAGCUCGGCUGGCGCGACCGUGCCGACGAGCCGUUUGCCUGGAAGGCCCGCGAGGCGCUUCGGAGCAAGGCUGUGGGCAAGUCGGUCACGUUCCGCAUCGACAACGACCCGGGCACCGGCCGCGCCUUUGGCGAGGUCUGGCUCGACGGCGAGCGGCUCUCCGAGUUUGUGGUCUCGUCCGGAUACGGCAAGGUCCGCGACGUGCGCAAGGCCGAGGACGAGGACCACGUCAACCUCAAGGCUGCCGAGCAGGCUGCGCAGUCGGCGCGCCGCGGCAUGUGGACGACGGACGAGGCCGCCAAGGCCGCUGCCGUCCGCACUGUCGUCUCGCAGCGUGAGAACGACCACCUGGCACUCUUUGAGCGCAUCGGCGGCAAGCCCGUCGACGCCAUCGUUGAGUCGGUCCGCGACGGCUCCUCGCUCCGCCUCCUCCUCCUCCCGACCUUUGAGUCGGUCACGCUCCUCCUCUGCGGCGUCCGCACCCCGGGCUUCCACAAGGACAAGGAGUCGGGCGAGAUGAAGGCCGACCCGUUUGCCGCCGAGGCUCAGUUCUUUGUCGAGGCCCGCAUGCUCAACCGCCAGCUCCAGGUCGUCCUCGAGGUUCCUGACGAGCGCGGCAACUUUUUCGGCACCGUCCUCCACCCGCGCGGCAACAUCGCCGUCGCCCUCCUCAAGGAGGGCCUCGGCAAGUACGUCGACUGGUCGGCAGCCCACGUCGACUACGCCGGCGACCUCCGUGCUGCCCAGGACGAGGCCCGCGGCAAGCGCCUCCGCCUCUGGGCCAACUGGACCCCGCCCAAGCGCUCCGUCGACGCCACCGCCAACGAGUUCACCGGCCGCGUCAUGGAGGUCAUGUCCGGCGACGCCCUCGUUGUCCUCAACACGGCCACCGGGACCGAGAUGACCAUCUUCCUCGCCUCGGUCCGCGCCCCGCGCUUCCGCCGCUCCGGCAAGUCCGAGCCGUUUGCCUAUGAGGCCCGCGAGACGCUCCGCAAGCUCACUAUUGGUAAGAACGCCAACGUUGUGCUCGAGUAUGUCCGCCAGCCCGCGCCCGACGCCGCCAACCAGAAGCCGCGCACCUUUGCCACCGUCACCGUCAACGGCAAGAACGUCGCCGCCCGCCUCAUCAAGGACGGCCUCGCCACCUGCGUCCGCCAUCGCGACGACGACGAGCGCUCCCACCACUACGACGCCCUCAUGGCCGCUGAGGUCGCCGCCAAGAAGGCCGGCCGUGGCCAGCACUCGACCACCAAGAAGGCCGGCGCCCCACACAUCCGCGGCGAUGCCUCUGGCGACGCCGCCAAGGGCCAGAUCAUCGUCGACUCGCUCAAGGGCCGCGGCUCGGUCGUCGGUGUCGUCGAGCACGUCCUCAACGGCGCCCGCUUCAAGAUCUACCUCCCGUCCGAGGGCGUCGUCGUCCCCUUUGCCCUCGCCCACGUCCGCGCCCCGCGCCACGACUCGCGUGCCGAGAACGGUGGUGAGCCGUUUGGCCUCGAGUCGGCCCUCUUUGCCCGCCGCACCCUCCUCCACCGCGACGUCAAGCUCGAGAUCGAGACCUGCGACAAGCGCGGGACCACCAUCGGUAACCUGUUCAUCAACAAGAAGAACUUUGCCGUCUCGCUCCUCACCGACGGCCUCGCCUACAUCUCGGGCCACCGCUGGGCCGAGCGCUCGCCGUACUACGAGUCGAUGGCCGAGGUCGAGGCCGCCGCCAAGGCUGCCAAGCGCGGCUACUGGGCCACCUACGUCGAGCCCAAGCCCGAGCUCCCGGCCGCCGGCGACGACGACGCAGACGACGCCGCCGCUUCGUCCAAGGGCCCCAAGUACUACGACGUCGUCCUCACCGAGAUCAUCGACGCCUGCAACUUUUACCUUCAGCUCACCGGCAAGGCCGCGGAGACUCUCGAGGCCUUUAUGGCCGACUUUGCCGCCUACCACGCCUCGUACGCUGGCCCGGGCUCCGAGGGCCUGCCCAAGAAGCUCAAGGCCGGCGUCUUUGUCGCCGCUAAGUUCUCACUCGACUCGUGCUGGUACCGCGCCAAGAUUGUCGAGAAGCACGACGACGAGACCGUCACCGUCCUCUUUGUCGACUACGGCAACUCGGAGCGCGUCGCCCUCGCCGACCUCCGCCCCAUCACCGACGCCCAGCUCGAGCUCGCCCCGCAAGCCCACAAGGCCUCCAUGGCCCUCCUCCUCUCCGCCACCGACGAGGACCUCAAGGCCGAGGCCGACGACCGCUUCAAGGGCGCAUUCCUUGGCGCCACCCUCCGCGCCCGCGUCGAGUACAAGGAGCGCGGCUCGUCCGACUGGUUCGUCACCCUCUACCAGGCCGCGCCCGUCGACGCCGACGCCGCUGACGCAGAGCCCGAGUACGUCGACAUUGCCGCCGACAUGCUCCGCUCCGGCCUUGUGCGCGUCAACCGCAAGGCCGCCACCAAGGGCCCAAAGAAGGCCCUCCUUGCCCGCCUCGCUCCCUUUGAGGAGGACGCCCAGGAGGACCGCCUCGGCAUGUGGACCUACGGCAUCAUCGACUACGACGAGGAGGACGCCUAGAGCGAGCCGGCCUGAACCGACUAGCCCCCUCCCCACUCCCCCCGCCCUCCAGCCAUCACCGCCAUGUGUCCAUCAUCAUCAAUAACAACAACGACCCCGCCCCCUA